This is a messenger RNA of Colius striatus (speckled mousebird), 987 nucleotides long. RefSeq names its product signal sequence receptor subunit 3 (gene SSR3). Bases 63 to 626 code for a protein of 187 amino acids. The transcript is spliced from 5 exons. The record is from RefSeq and is a predicted model, not a curated record. Lineage: Eukaryota; Metazoa; Chordata; Aves; Coliiformes; Coliidae. Gene Ontology annotation, cellular component: endoplasmic reticulum; membrane. Gene Ontology annotation, biological process: SRP-dependent cotranslational protein targeting to membrane.
GCCGAGGCCCGCGGCCCGCCCCGGAACAGCAGGCGGCGCAGUGCGAGGCUCAGCGCCCUGCCAUGGCUCCCAAGGGCGGCCCCGGCGGGCGGCAGCAGUCCGAGGAGGAUCUGCUGCUCCAGGACUUCAGCCGCAACCUCUCCGCCAAGUCCACCGCGCUCUUCUUCGGCAACGCCUUCAUCGUGUCCGCCAUCCCCAUCUGGCUGUACUGGCGGAUAUGGCACAUGGAUCUCGUGCAGUCUGCCGUCCUCUACAGCGUCAUGACCCUCAUCAGUACCUAUCUGGUAGCUUUUGCAUAUAAGAACGUCAAGUUUGUUCUCAAACACAAAGUAGCACAGAAAAGAGAAGAUGCUGUUUCCAAAGAGGUUACUCGGAAGCUGUCUGAAGCAGACAACAGGAAGAUGUCUCGUAAGGAGAAGGACGAAAGAAUUCUGUGGAAGAAAAAUGAAGUUGCAGAUUAUGAAGCCACAACUUUCUCCAUCUUCUACAACAACACUCUCUUCCUGGUCUUGGUCAUCAUUGCUUCCUUUUUUGUGCUGAAGAACUUCAACCCCACUGUAAACUACAUUCUCUCUAUAAGUGCUUCAUCUGGCCUGAUUGCUCUGCUGUCCACAGGAUCCAAGUAGACAAAGACAACCCCCCAGAGCAAUCUUUCUGUGAGAGUUCCAGCUGCCAUGCAACAGUUCAAGGGAAUAGGAAUACAGGUUUAUUUUAAUAGUGUGACUGCCUGAGGGUGUUGGGAGGAGGGUUUGAAUCCCAAAUGGUUCGAUGAUAUUUGCUUUUGGGAUCUUUACCCGGUGUUAAUCAAUGACUGAAUGAAUCAUUUUACCUUGCAAUGAGAGGAAGCGAUGCGUGAGCAGGUACCAAAGGUCUCCUCUCUGAGGCAGGGCCCAGGUGUGACAGCACUGCUGAUCCCAAAAGUGACAAUCCACCAUUUAACAUUGUAACUUGGAAAAGUUUUAAUAAAAAAGAAGCUUUUUUUGGUCA